Molecule: messenger RNA, 1000 nt
Organism: Drosophila pseudoobscura
Lineage: Eukaryota; Metazoa; Arthropoda; Insecta; Diptera; Drosophilidae
Exons: 4
Coding region: 408-833 (141 amino acids)
Source: RefSeq, a predicted model, not a curated record
GCUUUUUGGUGUUGGCGGAGGAGCGGCUGCCUUUCAUUGGGGCAAAUGCCUCUGACGCAGCCGGUUCCAACAGUAAAACGCCAACAAAAAACCAUAGAACAUCCGUGCAAAUCCAAUUUCGUUGUAGUUUACCGAAAAAUUAUUUUGUAAAUUGUUGUGCCAUUAAUUACCCGAGAACCAAAAAACCAACAAAAAAAACAAAAACAAGUCGACGGACGACACAGUGCACUGAUUUGUUGAAUCGAAUCGAAAGUGCGACAGAUUUUCGUUUUCGUUUCGAUUCGUUUUUUGUUUAUUUAUAUUUUUCGGUUAAUUUCGGAGUGAAGUGGAGAACGGUAUCGCAUCCGAUUGGGAGUUACCCCACCGCACCCCCAUCCCCCUUUCAAAGACAGAGAGACAGACACAGCAUGGACAUGAGAAUGGAGCUGGAGAGCUAUGUGCAGUCGUCGCCAAACACCAAUCGAUUCGUUGUCGAGGAUUCGAUCACUAAGGUCACGUCGGAUGGAGAGCCGCACGGCAUGAUGACCAUGGUGGCGGGUCUGUCCGGUCUACUGGCAGCCAUUAUCAUUCUGGCCGUGCUCGCCUCCAUGGUGGCCUGUCGCAAGCAGAAGAGCACCACCAGCAAUAAAAGCAGCCCAAGCAGCAGGAGGCUGAGCAAGAAAUCGAUGAACCUGGCCAUGACCAUUGUCGAGGAAGAGCAGCCGCAGCUGGCGGGCAAUCUCAAUGCAGCCUUCGCCGAGAGCACCCUGACCCUCCAGGGCCAGGAAAAGGACAAGGAGAAGGACACCCAGUGGUCCACCACGCCUACGUCCGUUGUGGUGCAGCGGUAUUAAAUGCAGGAUGCGGUCUGGAUUGCCGUGUGACGACGUGAUGUAAUGUGAACGCUUGAGACUGAGGCGGCGGUGGUCCCACCGCCACCACAUAGAUUUAUGCAUACCAUUCAUAUUAUUAUUAUUAUCUUUUUUCGUAGUGGUUUGUUUAAUUAAAUGUAUUGUAGAGU